Molecule: messenger RNA, 1284 nt
Organism: Oikopleura dioica
Lineage: Eukaryota; Metazoa; Chordata; Appendicularia; Copelata; Oikopleuridae
Source: the annotation of a GenBank genome assembly
AUGAUCAGCCCUUUCGGAGCUUUUCCCUUCCCAGCUGCUCAUCGAACUUUUCUCGGCACUCCUUCUGGUCCCUUCACCGGCUUUCCUAGGACUUCUCAGGCGUUACCCGGCAUUGGCGGUCUUCAGAGACAAGAAACAAGAAUCAUCGAUGAAGAUAUCAAAGCCGAACUCGAUGAGAAGCAUCUUUGGGAAGACUUUCACAAGAUUGGAACUGAAAUGGUCAUCACCAAAAACGGACGACGAAUGUUUCCAAGCUUCAAAGCAAAAGUAAGCGGCCUCGACCCCCGUGCCAACUAUGUCAUGAUGGUGGACAUCGUUCCAGUCGACGAAAACCGAUACAAAUUUCACAACGGGCGAUGGCUAGUCGCUGGAAAAGCCGACCCGGAAAUGCACCCACGAAUGUUCAUCCAUCCGGAUUCGCCCUGCUCAGGAUCGCACUGGAUGUCCCGGCCAAAUAUUUCAUUUCACAAGAUGAAACUUACCAACAAUAUUUCUGAUCGAACUGGCUCGACAAUUCUCAACUCGAUGCACAAAUACCAGCCCCGAUUCCACAUUGCCAGAUGCGAUGAUCUCUCCAAGCUCUCCUUCUGUUCGUCUUUCUCCAAAACCUUUACCUUCCCCGAGAUGAGCUUCAUCGCCGUCACUGCUUACCAAAACGAGCGCAUCACUCAGCUCAAGAUCGAUCACAACCCGUUCGCGAAAGGCUUUCGCGAUAACGGUCACGCCCGCAAGGACAAGAAACGCUCGGCCUCGAUCAAAUGCGCUCAAGAAAAUGCGAAGAAAAUCAAGCUUGACAGCAGCUGCUCCUCGACGAAUGAAGAGGAGAUCGACGAAAUCGUUGUCGACGUUGAAAAUAUUGAGGACUCCGCCAUCUCGCCCUUCAGCGAGGAAAACAAGCAAGAAGAAAAUCUCGUGAAGCACAAUACUAGCUCCUCUUCCAGCAGCGGUUCUUCCAGUACCCAAGAUCAAUCAGAAGCUUCAAAUCCCGCAAUUGGUGAAAUCAAGGAAGAGAACUCCUCCAACGCUGGUGAUUCUUCCCCAUCGAAUUCUUCCGAAGAAAACUCCAUCGAAACCUCCCGCAGUCUCCCGGUCGAAAGCCUGAACAGCUCUCCAGUCGAGGACAAGCCGUAUUUCCCCCUCUUCCUCGGCGCCAACCCUCUAGCAUCAGCAUACGCCCGACAAAUCCUCCAAUCCGUCCCAAUCGUGCCCUUCACUCCAAUCGUCAAUCCACUCGCGGAAAAAUUAUACCUGGAAGCAAUCCGAGCAAAAUUGCCCAACUUCUGA